This is a messenger RNA of Chara braunii, 5293 nucleotides long. Lineage: Eukaryota; Viridiplantae; Streptophyta; Charophyceae; Charales; Characeae. The record is from the annotation of a GenBank genome assembly.
AGCAGGUGGUGGCACAGAACAAGACUUGCACGGUCGAAGGAGUGGAAGGGCAAUGGGAAGAGGUGGGGGCUUGAAAUGGUGAAGGGGCGUGGGCUUCUUACUGACCUGCGAGUCGACAAACGCCUCCAGCCGACACAAGAAGAGCACAGCCCGAACGGGACGAUGUGCAAGGUCUACAGUCGCGUGACGUUUUCGUUUGCGCCCCCCGCUGUCGACGAUUGCUGGAAGAACGAGGGCCUGGUUGUGCAAGAGGCCUGCGAUAUGAUGCCGACGACUUCGAGCGAUGGCGAACGGACAGUCGCUCAACCGAUCUCAGGGAAUGGCUACACAUGGACGAAGCCGCUCCGCUGGUGGUUCCGCCCCACAUGGAGAGGAGCGUCGAGGGACGAUGUCGUCGCCGGCAAGGGAAACGAGUCGGGGAGGUGGCGGUGGGGAGGAAGAACGACGGGCUCAAAACUUGUGGUGCGACUACAGCAAACGUUCUGGUAUUUGGAAUGGGCGAGCCAGGAUGGCUCCGACCCGUUGCAACCACCGUGCGGGCCGCUCUUGUUCGUCGCAGUUCGCGCCGACAGAACGCGUCUCGCAGGGUCCAUCGUCCAGUGGGUCGACGUUGGCGAAUACAAUUUUAAGUUUACGUUGAAGAAGCAUUACAGAAGUGAUGGUUCCGUUGACGACAUCGCAAAAGGAUGCAAGGUUGUCGGGAGGAUGUUCGGCGGGUACGGCCGACAUGCGAUGUCUUUGCCGUACUUUGUCCCGCUAGCGCCGGGGCACGACGAGGCCGUUCACGUGACAGACUUCCUCGAGGUCUGGGCGAGAUCUGGUACCUCUGUCAGUGCCGUGGACGUCGGACCUGGGACAUCGAUUAGUGGACCUGUUGGGUUCGCAGGAGGAGAGUGCUCUGAAAGGGGGAUGGGAGGUCAGGGUGGCCUGCUAGCUACGCCUCCUGAUCAAGAGGUGGGCAUGUCAGAUGACUCGGAGGACGACCAUCCGCGUGCUCCUUCGAAACCGAGCUUGCAUGGAUCUCGCCGCCAAGGUUUGCUUGGGGAGUCGACGCCACGUGGAGGCGGCGAUGGCGAACGCCUAGAACGAGAAGCAAGUGGGAACGUCGCCGAGGAGGAGGAGGUGUCCGAGCAGGGGCUGUUCCGUGAGAGAUCGGCUGAAAAGACUCAGUCGGGAGGAAAGCGCAACUUGCCGGAUGAGGAAGAGCGAAAGGGAGUAGGUGCUCUGAAAAAGCAGAGAAAGGUAGGAGGGAGUGCUCGGACGCCAACAUCACGAGAGGGCGGUUCCAUUGAGAAGAGGAAAAGGGUUGGAGGUGGGGAUGAAACCCCAAAAGACUCGUCGACACAGCGAAGAACCGGUGAGUCUUCUGGGAAACGGUCGAAAUCAUCGAGGGGGAAGAAAGCAGAUGAGGGCGACAGCGGCGAGGGAGACGAGGACGUGGACAUUAACCUCAACGCCUUCAACCUUGAUAAUGCAUUCUUCCUCGAGAUGCAGACAGGGGUGCAGAAGGACGUCGUGUUGCACAUCCAUCCCGAAAGAAUAUUAGCUAUUCCACACUGGGAAGACGCGUACAACCACCGAUCCUUGGACGAGUUCCUCAUUGAUACCAUCGUGUCGGCUAUGAUCGACUGCUACGAACGUAAAGACAUGAGAUACACGAAGCCCAUUUUCGUUCUCGCUCCGAUCGUCCCGCCUCCAGAGAACGGCGAGCCUGCUGUGCGCGUGCUGCCUGCUGACUUAGACAACUCACAGCCGGAGAAAUACUGGUAUUAUCCUGUGUGUGGACAGCAUAACGCGAGGGCGGCGAUGAAGGUGAAAGACCAUCCUGUGUUUGAGUACUACAACUUCUGUAAAUGGCCGUUCAGACCGAUCUACUUCCCUGACGACGAGUUGGACGGCUACGCCCAUGUCAGCUGCGAAGACAGCAUGAAAGACAAGAAGAAUCUACCGCGCUUGCAGGUUUUGUCUAUGCGGGACAUUCGCAAUAACAGGAAAAUUAAGGGCAAACUGCAUGUGGUGCUCGACAAUGCGUCGAAGAAAAAAGGACGAGAUGACUCCGUCUUCGCUUUGGGAGAGAAGUUCUACGAGAAGUGGUCGAAAGGGAAACUCCUUGCUUCCGACGGCCAGCGUUGGACUAAAAAGCCGCCCACCCAUGAGGAGGUGGCCAAGCCAGGACUCUCCACUAUGACUGACAACCAGGGGCUGAAGAAACACGUCUGGUACAUGAAGGUGGAUGACCCGUCAUUGAAAAAGGGCAAGGGGAAGCCAAAGAAAGGCGGGAAGGAGAAAACUUUCUACGUCCAAGUUCUCGAGCCGAAUGUCCACUGCUGGAAGGAACUGGUGGACUUGACGGACCGUGAGAAGAAAAGUCUGUUGAACGGCGUCUUGAUCCUUAACGUCGUGUGGGUUCAAACGAGUAGCAAGAAGUUGGUCGAUCAGGGGAAGUUCAGUGUCAAGGAGAUGGUCAACAUAAUAAAAAUGGACCGGAUUAUGCUGAGGCUGUGGCACUACGUGGAGUUCGAGUACGCGGAAAUGAAUAAGCAGGAGUGGAAUGCCAACUCCACGUUCUUCAGGUCCAAGAGGCAACUGUUCGAAGAGUUCAAUGACAAAGGUCUCGACGACAAGCUUUGGAACGAGAGAAGGAAAUUUUUCACGGACUCCACGUACGUCAACAAGUGCCCUCAGUUUCUCGGGUGUCAACACGACAACAACAUCAAGAGAACGGCGACCCUCAUCAACGACCAGCAUUUCCCGGCGGAGUGGAACGCCUUGACGAAGCUGGCCCAGUUUAACGUCGACCCAUUGAGUGCCAUAGAUCAUAAGGAGGCGCUGGAAAAACUAGGGCAUCAGCUACGCUCCCGCACUUGCGUGCUCGACUUGUGCGGAACUGUGGACCGUGCGCAAUGGGACUCUGGGGCAUUCCCGUCUCUGAGUGAGUUGUUGGGCUUCGUUUGUCAGGACUACUGGACAUUGGUAGUAUUCGUUCCCUGCCUGUGGAACCUCUCCUUCAUGACAUCUGUGUCUGCGCUUGGGGCUACCCGAUGCUACACGGGGAAGUGGGUUCGGAAGACGGCAACAAAGAAGACGCAUCAGUUCGGAAACAGCGUCUGGGAGGAGCCGGAUGUGAUGCAUAUCCUUUUCAAAGGCAAAGAUCCUCGACUACUUACUCACCCGGUAUACGAGGGAGCUGUUGCUGAAGACGACGCCGCCGCUCUCCAUAGGAAACAGAAAGUGACACCCACGGAUGUGGAGGAGAAGUCUUUCAAGUCCUUGAUUUUCGCGGACAUCGGAAACCUCACCCAGAGGGGGCCUCUGUACAAGGACGGUGAGCGGAAUCCGAAUCAGUUAUGCAACCAGCUUCUUUUCUUCUAUGGUGUGGUGGAUGCCCUGCUGUUCUUGGGCAAGCCGCACGCGCAGGUGGUGUGGAGUCUGCUUCAGCAGGGAAGGCACGUCUUGGUCGUGGAUGGGGACACAACGCAGCUCGAAUACACCGUGCAGUAUGUCACCCAUGAAGUGUCGUCCAAGGCUUACCCAUGCGAUUUCCACCAUGUCGUGAAUACUCUCAAUCCGGCCGAUUUCAUUUUGGAUAACUACAAGCUGGCAUUCGGUGAGGAGGAGGACUUCAAUAUCGAGACCGAGCAGGAGGAGAGCGUUGAGGACGACCUCUUCGAUUUGUACGGGCAAUUGGCCAUCUUCAACGCCCAAGUUUCUGAGUCGCCGUCAGUAUGCAAACCGGGGAUACCUCUCGCUACACCCACCUCGGGCGGCCCCACGCCAGUGUCCUCCUCAGCGCCUGUCAAGAGGGGUGGGUUGUCCCGUGUGAGGAGUUCGCCAGGGGAGCCUAUUCGUCUCACACCGCAGCCCGAAGGUCUUCGACCCGGCCAUCCAGUUCCUCCGGACCAUCUGCAUCUCAAGGCUCCUGCGACUCCCUUCGACAUGGGCGACAAACACACCUUCUCCACAGCCGAAGAUUGGGGCCAUGAUAUCGUGUGGCACCCAGACCAUUUCCAGCGAGUCCUUCUCGACGGCGAAUGGGCAGUGGCUGUGAGGGACUCAAAUAAAUGGCUGGAAGUAUCUUCCGCGUUCUACGCCCUUCCGUCAAGCCCGUCAAUUAAGCAAGUAAGUUGGGAGUUGCCUGCGGGCACCCCGCCGGUAGGAGUUGUGAAGCGCAAGUCUCGCGGAAAGGACGGCGAAGGGGAUGGUGAAGGCGGCGGGCAACGAGGUACCGGAGGUGGAAGUGAACAGCGUUCAACGAAACAGCGGUCUCCGGGGUACGCAGGCGGCGGAGAGGGGAAAAAGGGCAGCCGGGAGAAGGAAAAGCCUCGCAGCGGAGAGAAGACAAAGCAUCACACAGGAGACGAGCAGGGGUCCGAUGUUGACCGCGACGAGGAUGGUGGGGUUCUGGUGGUGACAGGCAGCACCUCAAUGGAGACGGGGAAUGACUUCAGGCCUGGGUGGAUUACACGGCCUGGCGAGCAGGACCCUGUGAUUAGCCUAACCAGCGCAACACCGUAUACCGAUGCUGUUGGCGGGGCAGUUGUAGCAAAGAAUGGAACUUGCUUCGCUCAGCUCCAAAAAUGGUUGACCGAUUGUCUCGGAUCUAUCCGAACCUCGGAGACGACAUCGUUGUCCGGAACUCAGAACCUUCCGGGAAGCGAGACGACAACAUACCACGGAUCCGGCAGCGACAAGCUCCAACCAUGUUCGAUUCAUCCGAACCAGGACGACGUGUCCGCCAUGACAGACGACCGGUGUUCGGACACCGUCAUGCUGUGCAUGGAAGUUCACAAGGAGCUGCAGGCAGACUGUCCGACUGAGGGUGAGUUAGCGACCAGUUUCAAUGUCGAGCCCUGCACACUCGGAGCUGAAUGCCUAGUGAUGGUACACGCUGAGUUAGCAGUCUUAAGCGACUCUCCGGUGAAAGCGGACACGUCAUCGCUGUUGGAAACUGCGGUGGCUCGGAUGAAUCCGAACCAGGGCCCUGUGAGCAUGUCCCUCCCUGGUGCAGCUUUGGAGACGACCGUAAUUCGGAUUCAUCCGAGACACACGGACGAAGGACUUAACGAUUGUCGACUUCUGACCACUUUGGACAAGGACGACUCCGCUGACGACCGGAUUGAUCCGACACUCGGCGACGUCGGGAUGGAGCAACCAGUUCAGCCGGCAUACGACGACCCCUUGUACUCCGGCCUUCACGACGAGGCGAUGGGAGAGGACGUUCUGAAGAAGUCCUCUGACGCUGUUGGAGAAGAUUUGUCUAUUUGAGUGACGACGAUAAAGACACAGCGCACGA